AUGAUCCAAAAUAACAUUGAGCUCCCUACUGUAUGUGCGAGUACUGGUAAAACUCACUUGUGCUACGUCGUACUUUUCGGUUAUAGAACAGCUUUGGUAAUGGAUAGAUAUGACCAUGUGGAAUCGCAUUCUGGAAGUUCGAAAUCGUUCAUUUAUCUUGUCAUUAUAUCACAGAUUUUUGGGUUACUUGCCGUCAUUUUGACAGCUGUUUGGUUGGGAAAAUACUGGGGUGGUUUCAGUUGGACUAACGCCAAUACAGUCUUCAAUUAUCAUCCUCUGUUCAUGGUCUUGGGUCUAGUGUUUUUAUAUGGCGAUGCAAUUUUAGUAUAUCGUGUAUUUCGAUCAUUCCGAAAACUACCAAUUAAAAUCCUACAUGCUGUCCUACAUAUUCUUGCAUUUUUAUUCGGUGUUCUAGGAAUUAAAGCUGUAUUUGAUAUGCACAAUGCUUUAUUAAUACCUAAUUUAUACAGUCUUCACAGUUGGUUAGGUAUAACAGCUAUUAUAGUGUUUGGAUUACAGUGGGUUGGAGGUCUAAUUGCCUUUCUGGUACCUCAGACACCCCAAGUUACUCGUGCUAAACUCCUUCCUAUACAUGUUACACUAGGAAGUUUUUUAUAUUUACUAAUGAUUGGUGUAUGUAUCUCUGGAAUUACAGAAAAGAACUUUUUUUCAAAAUCUUAUCCAGUUUUGAAAGCUGGUGAAUUAAUCGGCAAUUUACUUGGUAUUGUAUUGGUAAUAUUCUGUGGUCUGAUAUUUUAUUUAACUCAACAUCCAAACUAUCGUCGUAUUGAAACAAUGUCUCCAGAACAUCGUGCACUACAAGAAUAAAUAUUACUCGUAAUAAACAAUAAUAAUUAUGUGAAUUAAAUUUAUCAAUUAAUGUAUUAUUACCUAAUAUUUUAACCGAAUUACGAUCAGUUAACCGUUUUCACUGCUUCACUCCCAAACAUUUAUUUUCAUUUUGUCAUGAAAAAAUGUGUUAGAAACCAUCAUAACUACACUCAAACCGACUAUAAUUAUUUGUUACGCUUCAGUUCUAUUCAACUUGUUAUAUGGUGAUGUAUUUUUGUUUGGUCAUUUCGCAUUAUCCGUUGUUCUUUAAUCCAAUUUUUUUGUGACUAACUUGAUCUCGUGAUAUAUUGAAAUGUCUAUUAUUAUCAAAUCAGAUAAUAUUUUGAAAAAAAUUAUUUAUUCAGAUUUAUUUAUAGGUGUUGUGGUUGUUGUCGUAAAAACGUGUACUUCUAUUUUCCGAUCAUUGAUAUUUGUACAUCGUCGACUCUUCUUUGUCUAUGCUUAAUUUGUGAAUAUUUUCUUAUUUUAUCUGUAAUUCUGCCAGUAAAUAUAUGAUCAUUAUACUACUAAAUUUCUUCCUUACAGAUUUAUUUGUACAACAUGUGAUGUCUAUGUCAUGAUGAGUUGGGAAAAAUGGUUUUAUUCGCGCCCACUUUUUUUUGUAUUUCGCUUCAUUUGUUGUUUUAAUCUGUAUGAUUUAACAAACUAAUGAUUAUUGUCCUUGUUUUCCAAAAAAACAAAUAUAUUUCUAUCUGUGAACAUGUGACACUUAUGAGUUUGUUUAUUUACUUGAAAGAGAAAAAAAAAUAGAGAGCCGACUUAAUCUUAUUAUUAUUAUUAUUAUUA
Schistosoma rodhaini is the source of this 1638-nucleotide messenger RNA. The record is from the annotation of a GenBank genome assembly. NCBI's taxonomy places the organism in Eukaryota, Metazoa, Platyhelminthes, Trematoda, Strigeidida, Schistosomatidae.